Messenger RNA from Cercocebus atys (sooty mangabey), 3761 nucleotides. RefSeq names its product interferon stimulated exonuclease gene 20kDa (gene ISG20). The coding region runs from base 2336 to 2821 and encodes 161 amino acids. Gene Ontology annotation, biological process: defense response to virus; negative regulation of viral genome replication; RNA catabolic process. Gene Ontology annotation, molecular function: exonuclease activity; nucleic acid binding. The transcript is spliced from 4 exons. Lineage: Eukaryota; Metazoa; Chordata; Mammalia; Primates; Cercopithecidae. Gene Ontology annotation, cellular component: nucleus. The record is from RefSeq and is a predicted model, not a curated record.
UCCUGGCCUCAAGCAAAUCCGCCUCAGCCUAGAGUAACUGGGAUUAUAGAUACUACCCAUCGCCCUGGCAGGAAGUGCGGUUUUAAAUAGAGAGGUCAGGGAUAGCUUCAUGGAAAGACGUCAUGGAAUGGGAGCAAUGUGACCCCCCAGGCCACAUUGGAAGACCUUUCAUGAGUAAGGGGACAGCAAAUGCCCGGGCCUUGAGACAGGAGCAUGACCAGAGUGUUGGAGGAAGACAGAAAGAGCCAGUGUGGUUGGAAGGAAGUAGGGGAGGUGGGAGUGGUAAGGGCACAGGAGAGGGACUUACCUUUGUAGCACUGCCUGUCUCGUCCACCUGAAGCAGAGACCCCAUCUUACUGGUCCCUCUGGCCAUCAGACCUAGUCCUUGGGAGAUGCAGGGGGUUUCAGAACAGCCUGCUGAUACUUUGACAGAAGUCACCAUGUGCAUAAACCAAAGCCCUGAAUGUGGGUUUAAACCUAAAAGAAAGGCCUUAGAUUGGAUAGUGAUGCAAGGUGAGGUUGGCAAGGCUGGUGGGCUGAUGGAAGAGGUUCUGGAAACUGUUGGAGUUGAGAUUUGAAUUUUUUUUUUUUUUUUUUGGACAACAGGAAAUCACUAAAUUUCUUGAGCAGUGCCUCAAUCAUGAACAGUACAAGAGAUUAGAUUCUGGGAAAUGUAAUAUGGUAGGACUCAAAGGACCAUUUUGAGCAGGGCAUGAAGAUGGAGGUGGGAGACCCGGGAGCAACUCCUGCAGUCACACGGGCCAGGCAGGUGAGGACUAGGGUAGGGCUUCCACAGGAAAGGGUAAGAAUUAGAGGCAGCUCAGGUCACACAGAGCAGGCACAGAUGCAUGGGGAAAAUAUUGGAGGAGUGGGAUGUGCUCUGUCUGAGACCCAAGGAGGUGAGCGGAGGUGAAGGUGUGAGGGGUUGCAGCCAAGAUGUUCCUGAGGAUCACCACGGGGCACUUGGGGGUCCUGUGGGGAUUGUAGAAUCAAACCUACAAAUGGAUCUUUAGGGGGUUACUUUUUAAGUACAUGUUCCUAUAAAGUAACAGGAAUGUUACUUCAUUUCCUCCUAAAUCAGGAUAACUUUUAUGCAUUUGAAAAGCAAAAAGUCCCCACACAGUCUGAAGUAAAGCAAAAGUUGCUUAUUCAGGAUGGGAACCAAAAAUCCUCAAACACCUCAAAUUUGCAUCCAGUGAACAGUAAGCAGGAGCAAUGCUUUCUUAUGAAGACAUAGUUCAGUCUUUGGUUUUAUUUUUGAGGUCUGUUAAAGUUGGGUAUCCAAAUCCCACUUGGUGAAAAUAUCACAGACCUAGGGAAGUUACUUUUCAAACCACAGAUCUUCAUGACACUGGGAGGCAAUCAGGUUGGAGGGAUCAAUGUAGAUUCUGCACAGAUCUGGGGUAGGAGGCAAGCGUGGGGAACGCUCAGCUUCUUGUUGGAUCUCACCACAGUAAAAGACAAGCACUUUCCUCAUUGAAAGCUGAUUUUCUUUCUGCCCCAGUUGUAACUCAUUUGUCAUUCACUAAAUACCGAGCCCUCCCUAUCUGGCAGACACUGUUCUGAUAGCUCAAAGUCCUAGCCUGGGAAAGUGUGGACCCAGGGAAGUGUGCCCUGGCUGGUGGGGGCUCCCCCAAGGCCUGCUUCUCCUUCACCCUCACAGUGUCAGCCCCACUGGAGGCAGAGCUCAUUGAGGCAUCCGGAGCCCGCGGAGGCCUAUAAGGGCUCCCUCUCUGCUCCUUGCCUUCCCUGGGUUGGAAGUGGGGGCUAGCCACCCCCACCACAACUUUCUCCUGCCCAUUCCAAUAAAAGCCUGUAUGUCCCAAGAACCAGCUUCCCUGUCCCCAUAAGAGACCACUGAGUAUCAGACUGGUAGCAGGCCCCAGAACUUAGUUGUGGGACAUUCCCUGAGCUCCAGUCCUGGGGAUGUUUAUUCUCUGGGUGGAGGGUGAGAAAGGAAACAAAAGAUGUUGCAAUCCACUCCACAAAUGAACGAACGUCAGAUGCGUCAUCUGAGGAAGGGGAGGGCCGGGGCAAAGGAGGGGCACCCUGACAUGGAGUCUGCCAGCUCCGUCAGCCCUGACUCGGCCCGGAGCUGAGCUCCCCACCUGCCGGUAGCCCAGGAGAUGGAGCAGCCCAGCCCACGUGCCCGGCCUUCCGCCCCCGACUUAACUUGAUAACAAACCAGAAACUGAAACAGGGUCGGGAUGCCGGCUUGGAGUUAGAGAUGAGUCACUGCUGAGAGCAGCUGCAGUAGCUGAGCAGUGGCAGCAGAGAGGCAGACGUGAGCUGAGGGCGCAGAGGCAGGCAACAUCUCUGAGGGUCCCCAAGGAACAUGGCUGGGAGCCGUGAGGUGGUGGCCAUGGACUGCGAGAUGGUGGGGAUGGGGCCCCACCGGGAGAGCGGCCUGGCUCGUUGCAGCCUCGUGAACGUCCACGGUGCUGUGCUGUACGACAAGUUCAUCCGGCCUGAGGGAGAGAUCACCGAUUACAGAACACGGGUCAGCGGGGUCACCCCUCAGCACAUGGUGGGGGCCACUCCAUUUGCCGUGGCCAGGCUGGAGGCACUGAAAGAGGACAUGAGCCGCUACACAAUCUAUGACACAUCCACCGACAUGCUGCUGUGGCGUGAGGCCAAGCUGGACCACUGCAGACGCGUCUCCCUGCGGGUGCUGAGUGAGCGCCUCCUGCACAAGAGCAUCCAGAACAGCCUGCUUGGACACAGCUCGGUGGAAGAUGCGAAGGCAACGAUGGAGCUCUACCAAAUCUCCCAGAGAAUCCGAGCCCGCCGAGGGCUGCCCCGCCUGGCUGUGUCAGACUGAAGCCCCGUCCAGCCCAUUUCCCAGGGACUAGAGGCUUUCGGCUUUUUGGGACUGCAACUACCUUGCUUUUGGAAAAUACAUUUUUAAUAGUAAAGUGGCUCUAUAUUUUCUCUACGCCAUCACUGGGUCCUCUUCUUAUUCUUCUCUCCAAGCUGGGUUAACAGUAGACAGGACCCAUUUCUGUGUGAUGUUAGGAGGGAAUGAAGUCUUAUGCUGGGGAAGUGGGCAAGUGUCAAUUUCCUUAAUAUCUUGAAUCCUGUGGGUCCAAAAUGCAGCUUGGGAAUCUAAGAAGCAUGUGGCCUAAUUACUAAUCCCACCCUUUGCUGUUGCAUUCUAGCCCUAUUCCUGGUGCAUUUAUGCCUAGAAAGGUGAUGUUAUUUCCUGGGGUGGCAUUCAGCUCCUCUUGAUUUUGGUGCCACAGCAUUUGUGGACUUUGAAGUGAAGGUAUAGGAAAUGUCAAGGGUGCCACCCCAGCAACCUUGAGCCAGUCACCCCUCCUCUUAUUUGUAAAACGAGGAAGGAAAGGUAAUGAACUGUGGAGUCAGAGAGAAGUAGGUUGGAAUCCUGUCUUCGUCAUUUAGUAGCUGUUUGACCUAAGGUGACUCACUGAACUUCUCAGUUUCUCUAUCUGUAAAAUGAGAAUUCUAACAACUCGUAGGGUAUUUGUGAGACAUUGCAUGCGAAGCCCCCAGCACCAUGCCUGUCCUAGCUUAAGCACCCACCAGGUGUCAAUAAGUAAUUGUUCUUCCCUGGACUGCCUGCAGAUCUAGGGUACCCCAGGAAGAGUCACAGCACUCUGUUUUGGGGCUCGGCUCUCUGAGGGGAGGGCAUACUGUAUGGGGAGGAGGGGUCUGGACCAGAAAUCAACUGCAGAAUUCUUGUUAUUUUCAUAAUAAUUAGUAGUUUAGUGCUUACACUAAAUAAAAAUCACUGGAAUGGU